ACCCAUUCCGUAUCUCUCGUGGACAAUAAAUUCGACUGACGAUAAAACUGGGGAAAGUGUUGAAUUGGCGAAACGUGUACAGCUCCCCCUAAUACUGGCUUGGGCGAUAAGUAUUCACAAAAGCCAAGGUCAAUCAUUGGAACGGGUCAAAGUCGAUCUUGAUCGGAUAUUUGAAAGAGGGCAAGCGUAUGUGGCUCUUUCGCGGGCGAGGACUAUGGAUUAUCUUCAAGUGUUAAACUUUUCUCGUGAUAAAGUAAUGGCCGAUGAAAAGGUGUUAAAUUUUUAUAGGACUCUGGAGACUGCCAAGACAACCAGUAUCAAAGGAACAACAUGUUAG
Molecule: messenger RNA, 337 nt
Organism: Acaulospora morrowiae
Lineage: Eukaryota; Fungi; Glomeromycota; Glomeromycetes; Diversisporales; Acaulosporaceae
Source: the annotation of a GenBank genome assembly